Penicillium cataractarum is the source of this 870-nucleotide messenger RNA. Its product is annotated as SDR family NAD(P)-dependent oxidoreductase. NCBI's taxonomy places the organism in Eukaryota, Fungi, Ascomycota, Eurotiomycetes, Eurotiales, Aspergillaceae. The record is from RefSeq and is a predicted model, not a curated record. The transcript is spliced from 4 exons. Gene Ontology annotation, molecular function: oxidoreductase activity. The coding region runs from base 1 to 870 and encodes 289 amino acids.
AUGACUGCAUAUAGUUCAGCAAUCAACCUCUUCGAUGUCACGGGUAUUGUCGCAGUGGUAACCGGGGGUGGAAGUGGGCUCGGCCUAUUCAUGACACGGGCAUUGGCGACUAACGGAGCAAAGAAGGUUUACAUUCUUGGAAGAAGGAAACAUGUCCUUGAGCAAGCGGUGGCCGAAAUUGGCCAGGAUAACGUCGUUCCACUGCAAUGCGACGUGACUAAUCAAGAGGCAUUAAAAUCGGCCGUAGCAUUCAUUGAAGAGGAUAUUGGAUAUAUCAAUCUCCUCAUUGCUAACUCCGGCAUUGCUGGCCCAUCAGGAAGCGUGCCUCCUGGAUCAAGCAUUACACACGUGCAAGAGGCACUCUUCGAAAUUUCCAUGCAGGAUUUUACGAACACAUUUCAUGUCAAUUGUACCGCAGUGUUCUACACCACUAUUGCAUUUCUGGGACUGCUAGAUAAAGGAAACAACAAUCAGAGCUACCGCAAUGGCAGGAGUCAGGUUAUCGCGACCAGCAGCAUCGGAAGCUUUAAUCGACGCAUCACUGCGGGGUUUGCAUACGGGGCAAGCAAGGCGGCCACAACUAUGCUGUUGAAGGUCCUAGCGACUUACUUGGUGCCUUAUCGUAUCAGAGCCAACAUUCUUUGUCCUGGACUAUUUCCAACCGACUUGACAACUGAUCUGAUUCAUGGCAAGGAUCCAACUGAAGAGGGGGCGUUCCCUCUAGACCAAAUUCCUGCCGAGCGUGCAGGGACCCCAGAAGAUAUCAUGGGCCCACUAUUGUAUUUGGCAUCGCGCGCAGGGGCAUACUGUAAUGGAAACUGUGUGCUUACAGAUGGAGGCCGUCUAAGUGUCACUCCUGCUACGUAUUAG